AUGGCGGCAGUUCUGGAUGCGGAAUCCUUCGGGGGCGAGGAAUGUCUGGAAGAGGACGAGGAGGAGCUGGAGGCUGGCCUGGAAGACCCUGAGAGCGAGCCGGCGGGGAAGUUCAUUCCGGGCGGACGUGGCUGCUGCAUCCUGACCCGCCGUGGGAUCACCUUGCGGGUGCUGCUGAAAGAUGGCCUGAUCGAGCCGGGAGCAGGGGUGCUCUCGAUUUACUACCUGGGGAAGAAAUUCUUGGGUGACCUGCUGACGGACGGGAAGAUCGUCUGGCAGGAGACGGGCCAGGUGUUCAAUUCACCGAGUGCCUGGGCGACGUACUGCAAGAAGCUGGUCAACCCGGCCAAGAAAUCUGGGUGCGGCUGGGCAUCUGUCAAGUACAAGGGGCAGAAGUUGGACCAGUACAAAGCCGUCUGGUUGAAGAAGUACCAGCCCAACGCCCCCCCUGCAGAGGAGGGCUUGGUGAGUGAAGGAGAGGAGGAGGAACUUGCUGACGAUGAAGAAGAAGAAACCAAAGGGGUUAAAUCCUCCGUCUCGGAGUCCAUGCUGGCCAGGAAGCUGGAGGAGAAAAACCGGAAGCAUCCCAGCAAAAGUCCGGCAGAAUCGGUUGGAACAGAUAACGGAAAGAGGCUGGAGAGCAAGAAUUGUGUCCCUGUACGCUACUGCAGUCUGGGGAGUCGGGAUUCGGCCAGGAAUCCCCACACCCUGGUAGAAGUGACGUCCUUCGCGGCCCUGAACAAAUUCCAGCCGUUCAACGUCGCCAUUUCCAGCAACGUCCUCCUACUCGUGGAUUUCCAUAGCCACUUAACCAAGAGUGAGGUGGUUGGCUACCUGGGCGGCCGAUGGGAUAUCAACAGCCAGUUACUGACGGUGCUGAGGGCCUUCCCUUGCCGGUCGCGCCUCGGAGACGCGGAGACGGCGGCUGCCGUGGAGGAGGAGAUCUGCCAAAACCUCUUUAUGCGCGGGCUCUCCCUGGUAGGGUGGUUCCACAGUCACCCCUUCAGCCACGCUCUGCCGUCUCUCCAGGACAUAGACACUCAAAUGGAUUAUCAGCUCAGGUUGCAAGGAACCAACAACAGUUUCCAACCCUGCCUGGCUCUCAUUUGUGGUCCUUACUACCCUGGCAACCAAGGCAUGGAGUCAAAGAUCUCGCCCUUCUGGGUCAUGCCCCCUCCAGAGCAAAGACCUUAUGAUUAUGGGAUCCCCAUGGAAGUGGAAGUCACUUACAUCCAGGAUGGCUUUCUGACCAACGACGUUCUUCAUGAGAUGAUGCUGCUGGUGGAAUUUUACAAAGGAGCCCCUGAUCUGGUGAAGUUUCAAGAGACGUGGGGCCCGGAACAGACAUAUCUGGAUAAGCUAAAGGCCUCCUUAGCUGCCCGCAUGCCCAAGGAUCAAGGAUUUGGACACGUCCUGGACCAGGUCUACAGCCUCCUCAAGAACAGCAGCUGA
Messenger RNA from Euleptes europaea (tarantolino), 1452 nucleotides. RefSeq names its product MPN domain containing (gene MPND). The record is from RefSeq and is a predicted model, not a curated record. Gene Ontology annotation, molecular function: metallopeptidase activity; polyubiquitin modification-dependent protein binding. The coding region runs from base 1 to 1452 and encodes 483 amino acids. Lineage: Eukaryota; Metazoa; Chordata; Lepidosauria; Squamata; Sphaerodactylidae. Gene Ontology annotation, cellular component: BRCA1-A complex; BRISC complex. Gene Ontology annotation, biological process: double-strand break repair. The transcript has 13 exons.